GUGCGCACUAACCCCUCACUCCGCAGCAGCUACGCGCUCGGUCGCAGCUCAUCAUGUCGAGGCUGAGCGAACAUGGGAUUCGUCUGAGUUCUAUGAGCCCUUCCUUCCUGAACAGCAACUCCACCAGUCACACAUGGCCGUUCAGCGCGGUGGCAGAGUUAAUAGACAAUGCAUCAGAUCCUGGUGUAACUGCUAAACAGAUCUGGAUAGAUGUAGUUGAAGAUGCCGGUCACCUCUGUCUGACGUUCAUUGAUAAUGGCAGCGGGAUGACCCCCAACAAACUGCACAAGAUGCUCAGUUUUGGUUUUACAGAGAAGGGCUCAGGCAAAGCCAGUCUGCAGGCCAUCGGCUUGUACGGAAAUGGUUUCAAGUCUGGCUCCAUGCGCCUGGGCCGCGACGCACUCAUCUUCACCAAGAACGGUGGCUGCCAGUCGGUGGGAAUGCUGUCUCAGACCUACCUGGAAAAUGUCAAGGCCCAGGCCAUUAUCGUGCCCAUCGUCCCCUUCAACCAACAAACCAAGUCGUUGGUGCUGACCGAGGACUCGGAGGCAAGUCUGGCAGCCAUCCUCCAACACUCAAUCGUCAGCACCCAGGAGCAGAUACAGGCACACUUUGCCUCCAUUCUCUCCAAAAAAGGCACCAAGAUAUUAAUCUGGAACAUCCGCAGGGCCAAAGAUGGUAAGCCGGAGAUCGACUUUGAGACGGAUGUGAGUGACUUCCGUUUACCUGAGAUUCAGAUCGAGGAGAUGAAGAAGGGACUGAGGAGCAGUGGAUCCCUGAGAACCACGCAGAACAUCCCCGACAUGCACUUCAGUCUCCAGGCCUAUCUCAGUAUUUUGUAUCUGAGGCCAAGGAUACAGAUCAUACUGAGGGGGAAGAAGAUUAUAUCCACGGUGGUGUCGCAGAGGCUGAUACACACUGAGCACGACGUGUACAAACCCCACUUCAGUAAAGAGAAGGUGAAAGUGACGUUUGGGCUGAAUCUAAAAAGCAAAGAUCACUAUGGAAUCCUGAUGUAUCACAAGAACCGACUCAUUAAAGCCUAUGAGAAAGUGGGCUGCCAGCUGAAGGGUUCAGGUCAAAGAGCAGGAGUCGGCGUCAUCGGCAUCAUCGAGUGUAACUUUCUCAAACCUGCUCACAACAAGCAAGACUUUGAGUACACCAAAGAAUACAGACUCACACUCGGUGCUCUGGGCCUAAAACUCAACGACUACUGGAAGGAGGUGACAGAGAAGAUGUCGAGAGAGGAAGAGUUUCAAGCCCUCGACUCCAGAGAAGAGAAAGAAGAUGAGCAAGACGCAGAUGAGGGUCCCAAGUGGCUCCAGUGUGAAGAGUGUCUGAAGUGGCGCAGCGUCCCUAUGAGGUACUACAGUGACGUUCCUGAGAGGUGGGACUGCAGCCAGAACCCAAACCCACGUUACAGAAGCUGCUCAUCACCGGAGGAAGGGGAGGAGAGCGAGGAGAUGCUCUCACCCAGCUACCAGAAAAACCACAAGAAACAAGACCAUCCCAAAAGCAGAAAAAGAGAAAGAUCAGAGGAGGUGUGUGACUUCCGGGACCAAGUGGUAAAACACCAGAUCCUCUCACGUUGUUCAUCAGAACCAAUUCAGCUCACGUACCAUUCUACACAGACCGAUCGAUACCAAAAAAAGGAAAACACUCAUGAAGACGAUCAGACAAACACAGAUCAUCACACAGACAGACACACGAGUGAUGAGGCACAGACACAAAACAGGGGGACGGCCGAACACCCGCUCGCAAAACAGAAGUCCGUUGUCAGAGUCAGGGGAAAGAAAGACAAGGGGAAAAUCUCACAAGGACGUGAAGAGACGGACAGAAAGAAAGAUGCAGAUGUGGAGACAGUGGAGAGAGAAGAGGAGAACACAGACACAUUAAGGGGUGUGAUUGACAGCUGUGACCCGAUUGGUCGAGUGCGUGUAUCAGUGGGAACUGACUCCAUACGUAGACUCUGGCUUCAAAUGCACAACAUGGCAGACCCCAAAAGGAAAUCAGGACUUUCAUUUAACAGUGUGAGGAGGAAGCCGGGUCUUUGGGAGGAGCAACCGCCUGACUCAGAGAACAUGGCGGAGGAGGUGAACCCUGAAAAGCCAGCAUGUGUGUCCGAGACACUUUCCUCAGAGAAAACCAAUCAGGACAGUUGCUGCCGGAUGGAGAAACCAGGUGACACAGGGCAGGAGACCCCCCUUAACCUCACCUGGACACGCCCACUCCCUUCCACACAGACCAGGCCGCUGCAUCUGAGAGAGAGUGAGCAGGAGGCUACAGUACAAAAACUGUCUGCUUUAGAGAAAGAGGUUCAGGAGCUGCGGAAGCUUCUCGGUCGAGACACAAAGAAGUCUCGAGGCACAAUGGCAGCCCCGGCGAGCAGAGAGGUCGGCUGCCAGAUGGACACGGCUGAGAGCUCUGCUUCAUCCAGCCGCCCGGCCCUCACGCUGCCGGUCCAGGGUCACGGGGCGGUGUGCGGACUGAGGGAGCAGCACGAGCAGAGCAGACUCAGGAAGGAGAAAACUGAAGCUCAGAGCAAGACGAGGGUCGGUGACUGCGAGCCCUGUGAAGACAGCAGAUCGGCUCAGGAGAAUCUGCGUUGUGUCCGUCACAACAUGGUGGUGCUUCUCACGGCUCUGCUGCCUCAGCUGGACCUCGCUGGCAUCAGCCUGGAGUCGACGGACGUGGACGACAUCCUGCAGCAGAUCAUAGAGGUCAACUCACUGAAACUAUGAUCACUGUUCUUCUUAUAUCCUGCAGAUUUGUGCUAAAAGUCUGGUAAAUAAAACUUAGUCCAAUCUGCUAUUUAAUAACAACUAUAUGUCUCACUUGGAAAGUUGUGCCAUUCUCACAUAAAAAUGUCCAUUACUGGUGCUUAUGGACGAACUCUGCAAUAUAAUAUUUGAAUGUAAUUUUAUUAUAUUUACUCACUGUGCCUCAAAUUACAUUUAGCUGUGAAAGGGCACCGCAUCAAUUAAAUAUAAGUAUACAAUCCUUCUAAUACAAAAAUCUGUGGUAAACAUGAAUGUAAAGAGAAGAGCAGUUGUGAUUUAACUUGUUGGAACAAAUUUUGAUAUCCCCACUCAAAAAUAUGAUAUUAUCCAUAAUUACUAUAAAACUUUAAUGGCCAAAGUUGUGAAACACAACCAGACUUAUACUUCUAUUCAGCCUUUUUUCCCACAUUAUAUCUGCUGCUCAUCUACUUUAUCAUCUACUUCUUGAUCUAAACUUGUGUUUUAAUUUGUUUUCUUUAAAAACUGUGAUAUUCUGCUGCUGUGUGUUCGCCCUGCUUUUUUAACUAUUUAACUUUUAUAUUUUAAUAAGUUUUAUACACGUGGUCAAAUUAUUCUGUCAGAGUCAUAGAGUAAUGCUUUUUGUACUAAAACCAUGUGAUGUAUAUUUUCAAACUGUCGCUGCAGUAAAAAAAACGUGGUUUGCGGUACCUAUUAUUUGCCAUAAGGUGGCAGUCAAGGCGAGUAAUAAAACAUGGUUCUCUCACACGUC
This is a messenger RNA of Hippoglossus stenolepis (Pacific halibut), 3510 nucleotides long. RefSeq lists its product as uncharacterized. Gene Ontology annotation, cellular component: nucleoplasm; nucleus. The transcript is spliced from 18 exons. Lineage: Eukaryota; Metazoa; Chordata; Actinopteri; Pleuronectiformes; Pleuronectidae. The record is from RefSeq and is a predicted model, not a curated record. The coding region runs from base 54 to 2741 and encodes 895 amino acids. Gene Ontology annotation, molecular function: ATP hydrolysis activity; zinc ion binding.